Lasiosphaeria miniovina is the source of this 906-nucleotide messenger RNA. RefSeq lists its product as uncharacterized. NCBI's taxonomy places the organism in Eukaryota, Fungi, Ascomycota, Sordariomycetes, Sordariales, Lasiosphaeriaceae. The record is from RefSeq and is a predicted model, not a curated record. The annotation marks the transcript as partial. The transcript has 2 exons.
ACAAGACAAUUUUCCAGGAGCGCACCACAUCUUUGCACACACUUUACCGGCCGCGCCGGCCCGCUACGGCUUCGCGAGCACCAGAAUUCAAUCGCGUAUGUUUCAUUCUAUCGGGCGCGUAAUUUUCGUGACACUGCUAACGCGCGCGCAUGAGAAAAUGGCCGAAGUCCCCAGCUUCAGCUCUCCGGAGGGUCACCCUGCGGAUAUGAUUGGCAGGCCCGCGGCCGAAACCCCCGCUAUGGAUGUAAAUACGGGACUGUCGGUAGCCGACGUCUUUAGUAAUAUGGGCGGCCUGAAGCAAUCUGCGGCCAUAAAAAUCAUGCUGGAUGAGCGCCAUGGUCCGUAAAGCCGUGCUCCGGGACGGAAAGGAAAUCGGCUGGGGCCGCGCCACGAACGUUGAGGCCGUUCUGAUCACCAUGACGGGCACGGUCCGCAACCCGCCCUGCCAGUCCUGCUCUGACGGCAGCGGUCCCUUCACUACGUGCGUGAUACACGGCCGUUUCGGGAAGGGUUCCUGCGGCGGCUGUCACUAUAAUUCAGACGGCAGCCGUUGCACGUUCCACGCGAGGCACACCCAGCAGCAGAGCCCGGAAGUUCCCAGCACCCCUCGUGCAAGGCGCGUAGAAGUACAAGCCAACCUUCCGAGCAUCUCGCCGAAUACGCAAAGCGGAUUCCAGGCCGUUCCGGGCCUGACACCUCCCUGGAAACGCCGCAGCACCAGCAAGCGUUUCGGCCGUACGCAGAUGGGCACCCCCAGCCGUAACGAUGCCAUGGAUGGCGUUCUAGAGGAUGAGGGUACGGCCGUAACGAGUCAAACGCACCCGCAAUACCUCGCCGAGAUCAGCCGCAUACAAGGUAUCAUGCCCCAGUCUGCACCUGGAGCCAGCCAGUAUAAGCUUCCGGCUG